Messenger RNA from Porites evermanni, 11783 nucleotides. NCBI's taxonomy places the organism in Eukaryota, Metazoa, Cnidaria, Anthozoa, Scleractinia, Poritidae. The record is from the annotation of a GenBank genome assembly.
AUGUCUGAAUUAGCUCUGAACAGCAAAUUUCCUCAGGAACAAGUAGAUAUUUGUAUCGAAAACAUGAAAAAAGGUUUUGCUUCGGGACCUCUAGACAGCUACAGAAGGCAGGCGUCUUUCGACUGGUUUGAGAUGAAAGUGUUUGUAGAGGGUGGAGAGGAUGUCGUUGAAUUUAAAAAUAAUAUCUGGAACACAUUGGCAAAGGAUCCACUCUUUGAUAGAGCAAACGAUAGCAAACUGUCCUUUGGUGAACGCCGUAGACUCACUAUGAAGAGAUGUACCAAGCUGGCUGAGUACAACUUUGUCACUGAUGAUGAUGUAAUGGCUAAUCCUCUCUUUGUUCAGGCGUUCACCGAUGCGAUAGGGUCUUUUGAUUGGAGUUUGUCUGCCAAAUAUUUACUGAACAGAACGGUGAGUGAGAAAUUGGUCAAGCCUGUAGUUACCAUCGUUGAUUGGAUUGAGGAGAGUAGAAAAUAAUAAUAGCCUGGGGGUGGUGGUGGUGGUGGUGGGGGGGGGAGGGUACUCCUGGGAAUUCUUGGUGGGGGUGUACCGCCGGUUCUCCAAAUCCUGACCCAAUUUCAGACAAAAAAUGUCAUUUUCUGCACCCGUUUUGAGACCAGACCUCUUAUAUCCAUACCCACCAUACCCAUUUUCAGACCUGGCCUUUAGGCAGAAGUUAUGCUAUCAUUACUGAGAGGGCAAACAAACAAAUUUAUGAAUUCUAUUUUGUAUUUGCGUAUUUCUCUUUCUUUCUUACUCAUUUGGUAUUGGAACGAUAAAUACAUUCAUACUCGUCUCCCGUAAUUCCCCAAAAACCAUACCCGAUUCCUGACCAAAAUGGGCGAAGUGUAUACCCGUUUUCAGACAAAAACGGCACAAAAACCCUAUCCGAUGGGGUGGCACAUACCUAUAUAGCUUAUACAAGGGAGUACCCCCGGGGAGAAAUUGCAACCCUUGGGGCAGGUGUUAGGGUGAAAAAAGAAGGCCCCACCCCCUAGCCCUUUUUGAAUUUCUCCAACUCACCAAUGGGUCAAUGUGGUGGUCGUGCAAGCAGAAACAUUUGUACACCCUAAGAAAAUGCCUCCAAUGCAGGCUAAUCUGUCAAUCAGCCUGUAAGCAUGUUAAGAAAUCAUCUUUCAGGGACACCCAAUGACUGUUUUCUGUAAAAUAUCUGUUUGGAGAAGCAAAAUAAAAAUAUUACCUAGAAUUUUCUGUUACUUGAGAAUGGCUAAAAUGGAAAAAUGAAUGACAAUUUCUGACUGCAAAUUUUUCUUUUAACUUUCAUUCCAAAUAGUCAGGCAAAUGGCCUGAAAUCUAACUUUCAGCUUUCAGAUAGCUCUAUUUUCAUUUUUGUCUCGGUGGAAACAUUUCUUCUAGGCCUCUUUUUCUACAAUAAGUUAUAUCAUUUCCUUAAAUCUCCUUGUAGAUGUUUGGUCGUCUGAUAAAGACAUCAAGUACACAUGAACACAUCCAAGACCUUGGGGAGAAAGCUGCAAGGCAAAAGGUAUUCAUAAUUUAAACUUUUCAGUAUAAUUGAUGUUGAAAAUCAAAAUGAAAUUUAGGGAAAAUUGUUGCAGCCUAGUUUGACUCUCACUUUCCUUUGUUUCCCAACCCUUAUAAUUACUAUUCACGAUCAUUACUAUUCAUUUAAUGGAGCUGAAACCAAUAAUGCACGCAGUUUGGACAUCCUACUGAUGAACAGUUGGGACACGUAGAUAUAUUUUUUAGCAACUACUAUAAUUUGCAGUCUGUCUACUUUGAAUUUGAAUACGUAUGGUUCAAUACAUACAUAACCUUUAUUUUAACUUGAAUUUUAGAGUAGCUACAAAUAGCUCAUAUCUUCAAUGUUAAAAUCAUUGAAGCCAUGAAUAAUUAGGGCUAGAAACAACCUAGGUUGAAACCAUUUUGACCAUGACCUACAAUGUUGAUAGUAUUUAGAGGCAGUUUUUUACUCAACAGGUACAUUCAUAGUAAUAAUUUAUUAAUUUAUUUAAUAUGUCACAUAAUUUUUGACAAAUACGUUUUUUAAUAAAUUGACCUGCAGAUCUUUGGUUGUUUUGCACUGACUGAAUUAACCCAUGGAAGUAACACAAAAGGAGUUCAAACCACAGCAACCUAUGACCCUUCAACACAAGUAAGUAUGAAAACUCAGCCAUAUGCAAAAUGUGACACACAAAACAAAAAUAGCCAUUCUUAUUCCUUCACAUAUUUUGGGGAGAGGAGGAGCAAUAGGUUAACAGGUCCAAGGUAUUUUCUUGAUAAUUUCAAAAAGCUCAGAAACUAAGAAAUCAAAGAGCCAAUUACCUCACUCCUGGAAAUAUGUAGAAUGGUCAGAGGGGGCGUUAUCCCUUAAUUUUUAUUUGUUUGUUUUUGUUUGUCUACAGGAGUUUGUUUUACAUACACCCAACUUCGAAGCAACAAAAUGUUGGGUUGGAAAUCUGGGAAACACAGCCACCCAUGCUGUUGUCUAUGCUCAGCUUUACACCCAUGAUCGAAAAUGUCAUGGUCUUCACUCUUUUGUAGUUCAAGUCCGUAGCACUGCCGAUCUCUCACCAAUGCCUGGUGUGACUGUGGGAGAUCUAGGAGAAAAACUUGGUCAGAAUGGCCUUGAUAAUGGGUUAGCAUGUGACACAGUACAGUUCUGAUUUUUCCAAUCCCUUCUAAUUUAAAUCAAAACUUACUUCCCAUAGCACUAAAACAUAGUACAUCAUUUUAGCCUUACUUCGUAAACCUCUCAAUAAUACAAUGUAUGAACCAGUUUCCUUUUCCCUUGGAGGUUACAGAAAUAAAAAUCAGGGCCCAGUUGUUCAAAGGUCGAUUAUUGCUUAACCCAGAAUUAAAUUUAACCCGAGUUUCUUCUUACAAGAAGCAACCUCCUUAGUUAGGCAUUAUGAGCAUAAUCACUAGACACCCAGCCAGUAUACACUAGACACCCAGCCAGUAUACACUAGACACCCAGCCAGUAUACACUAGACACCCAGCCAGUAUACACUAGACACCCAGCCAGUAUAUUACAUUUGGAAAGAAAGGGAGAGUUUCAAAUAUAUUUCAGACCCUGUUCUUGUUUUUACUGGAGUGAUCACACUACCACUUUUUUUUGCAUUAGUGUUAUUAUGGGGAGAGCCAAGUUGCACUGUUACCAUAACAAUGUGGUUAUUAGCAGUGCGUCUGAGGGGAAUCAUAGAGACCGAUAAGUUUAGGGGUGAUUUAGGAGCAUAAUACCAUAUAUUUCUUUUCUUUUGUCAGUUUUGUGUCAUUCAACCAUGUUCGAAUUCCACGGGAGAACUUACUGAAUAGGACAGCUGAUGUCACACCAGCGGGAAAGUAUGUGACACCUUACAAAGACCCAAACAAGAGAUUUGGAGCCUCUCUAGGCGCACUUUCUGGUGGACGAGUAGGGAUUACCAGUAUGAGUGUUGUCAAUCUGCGAUCCUGUAUACCCAUUGCAAUAAGGUAUAGCAAUAUAUAUAUAUAUAGCAAUGAAUGCAACCAGGUAAUCAAUUUGUUUGAUCAGUAAAAAUGUGGCCAUGACUUGAACUCUGACUGUUGAGGUCAGUGUACACACAGAGGCAUAACAUAAAUAGCCUAGUAUAUUCAAGUAAAGCAAAGUUUUCUUUGUACAGAGCAAAGAUGACAACUUUAUGGCUAUUUUCAAAUACUUGUCAGGGAAACAGUUUAAACUACUGAGUUUCAGAAAGCCAAAAUGUCAACUAAGUAAACCGUUCUUUUUCAGUCAUGGUCUGUCUAACUAUUUUUGUCUCUUUCUAUCUUGGUGUGUAUUUGUAAAUUACAGGACUUGUUUGGAUGCAGCAUAACUUAACCAAGAAAAACAGUUUACACUGUAGAAGAUGUUGCCAGAUUUGCCACAAAUUCAGUAAAAUUUGGUACCAGAUUCUUUGUGCUGCACAAAAUCUGAAAUAAAAAUGUCCUGGUUGUAAUAUUGGUUGCGUGUGUGAGGAUUUUGAAUCUGGAAUCUGAAGAAAAUACUUUUUACCUGAAUGAUGUUGUUUUAAUAAUAGUACUGAUGUGUGUAAAUCCUUGAAAAACCAAAUAACAUCAACGUUAUGAAGCCAGAAAAAUUUCCUCUUCCAUAAAUGUAGCCUUACAAUACAGACAAUUAACAUAUAAAUGUAUGAUUUUUUUUUGUUUAUUAUCAGGUACUCUGCUGUACGAAGGCAGUUUGGUCCACCUGGAAAAGAUGAGAUUCCAGUCUUGGAAUACCAAAUGCAGGUUGGUUUCUCACUGGACAUUUCGUCAAUAAUUUAUGCCAAAAAUUCGUGCUUCAAUGAUUCUUGUGCUACGCAAUUCUUGUUGCGCGCUACGAGAAUUGUGUAGCACGUGACACGAUUCUCAUCACACAGGAAACGAGACGCAACUGGUAACUUACUAUUGAGCAGCGAAUGAGCAUAUUUAUAUGACUCCAACUUAAAUUUCUUGAACUGAAAAAAAAAAUUUCUCCUCUUCACUUUUCAUAGUAUCAGAUAUUUAUUUCUUCUCUUAUCAGCAAUGGCGCCUUAUUCCUAAGCUAGCAGCAACUUAUGCUCUGGCCUACUUUGCAAGGACUUUCUUUUUGAACUUUGUGGAAAUGGAAAUUGGCACAAUGAUGGGAGAAAAAGGUGAGGCUCAGGUAAGAGAUGAUAAAAUUUAUGAAUAAUUUAUUAUUAUUAUUAUUGCCAUUUUAUUAACCAUAAAUAAUAACUAUACAGUUGAGCCAGGUCAAGGAAGGGUACCUUCCAAGAUGCCAUUAAUAAAUUUAUUAUUUGAAAGGAGAGUCCGCUCUUAGUUGUAGAUUUCCGAUUCAUUUCUGCUUUCUUGCAUUCAUAAAUGACAUAUUGAGCAGUGAAUUCACAUAUGAGGUAGAUCAGAAAUUUCUGACAGCUCAGUUUUCUUGAAUUUGAAAGAAAUAUCUGCAAAGCAAUUUUUAUCCAUUCAAAGAUUUUUCAUCUAUAGUAGAACCUUAUUAUAACAAAGAGCCAAUUUAAGGGACUGGCAAAAUAUGUUUGCUAUAAUGAAUAUCAAGGUUUUCUUCCAUAAAUUUAACUAUUACUGGGGAGAAGAAUUAUUUUGUUCACUGUUACCGAGAAAUUGAAGCCCUUUAUGCAUGCAGGAAUGCAGAUUUGAAUUUGAUGACUAACAGAUUUAUUUUUCAUGCUUGACCUGGUGUAACUGUAAACAAUAAGUGGCUAAAAAAUCAUUACACUGUAAAUAUUAUUAUUAUUAUUUCUGUGCAUCAGGCUGCUUUGGGAAGAGAAAUCCAUGCCCUGUCAUCAGCAAGCAAACCUCUGGCAGGUUGGAUGGCACAGAGUGCUAUUCAAGAAUGUCGAGAGGCUUGCGGAGGCCAUGGUUACCUUGCAAGUAAGACACUAUUGUUGUUUUAGUACUACAUUUUACCAUUUCUUAAGACUGUGACUAGCUUUGCCUAUUACCCUCUGGUGAGCACAUAGAUAAUGUUUUUAAAAUAUAGUAAUUAUCAGAAAUGAUUAAAUACAGUAAAAUAAACUGAUAAAUUAUACGUAUUAACAAGUUAUUUUACAUGAUGUUGACUGUGAUCAUAUGUUUUUUGUUGUUAUUGUUGUUUUAUUGAAUUUGUAUUAUUGCCACAAAACAAAACUUUGUGUUCAUUUUGUACUUUGACAUUCCAUAGAACACUUGAAUGAUUGCUGAUUGUUUUUCUUAAUAAAUUAUUAACUUUGUACAAUACUAGAGGCAUGGGGAAGAUUUUUUAUGUGGCUAAAUAUCAUUUAGGCAAAGUUAAAAUGUGAGCAAAUGCAGCCAGCGGUCUCCCCCAUCUGCGGCACGUGACCUUUGGGGUGGCCUCUAGAGGUUUCACAGGGUUUCAAGGUUCAUUGCUUUACACGUGCAGUGUUAUCAGCUGAUCUUUGCGGAUCAAACGCUUUGCUAGUGCGAAUCAUUGCGGAUUCUUGCACCCUCUCCUCCCUCCCUCUUUUGCAUUGGGUCAUCAGGGUAAGUAUUUUCAGGUAAGUUAUUUCCACUGAUUGUUUCAGUGUGACGGUGCCGGUUAGCGGGCGCUUUUUUGGGUGGUUCCCGCGUUCCAGGGUUGCCAUGGAUACCUCCCCUGCAGCUUGGCAUCUGGCACCCCGCUAACCUUUUAGGCACCAGUUCCCAAGCUCAUCUAUUUGUGAUGAGUUUAAUAUGGUAUAAAAGUUCUUAUUUUUUUUCCACAGUUAAUAGGUUUGGUGAAUUAAGAGAUGAUAAUGAUCCAAACUGCACGUAUGAAGGAGACAACAACAUGCUUUUGGGGCAAACCAGCAACUAUUUGCUGUCUCUUUUAGAAGCCAAAGAAAAAGGUAUUCUUUCCACUCUGUGUCAGUGUUAAGUUUCUUAAUUUUGAACUCUUUUUUGUCCUUUUCUCCUCUCUUCACUGCAGCAGAGUUAGCUCAGAUGGUACUCUUAAGUGGCUAGUAAUUUAACAGUAAAUGGUACUGGCAGAAUAGUAGCAACAUAAAAAUAGUAAAACUAAAUAAAAAUGAAUGUUGGAUACCUUAAUUUUGAAUCAAUGUGCACUGAGGUCUUUAAACUAAGAAUUGCGUCUUUGAAAGUCCUUGAAAAGUCCUUGAAAAGUCCUUAAAUUCUUGGUCCAUAAAAAAGUACAAACGUUGUAAAGCUGACAAAAGGAUCACUGGCAAGUUACUUCUAACUCUUGACAUUGUUGACAUAUUCAAAUGGUGUAACCACUACAGUGGCCAGGUAGUUGCCUAGGCGAUAAUAUUAAGUGUGUUGUACAAGAGGGAUUUAUGGUUUUAAGUUUAUUAAAAGGAACCUAUAGUUAAAGAAGGGACAAUUUUCCACGAAAGCUGUCUAGUAGUAGUAAUGCAAGAGCUGGCAAGAAUGUUUCUGCUAUUAUUUUCCAACAGGAGUAACAAUAUCCUGUCCACUUCAUUCAGCGGACUUUCUUGAUAACAUCGAACAAAUCAUGUCAGAAAAAUUCCAUGCAAAGACAGAGCAAGAAUGCAGAGACCCUGACUGUAAGUAUAUUGAUGCUUUCAUCUCUGUGUAGAAAAAAAAAUAGGACAUGUGUUUGACCAGUGUCAGAUCUAACUGAAAAGAAAGUAUUUCAUAACAGAGUAAGGGCUUUUUAAUGACUAACUUUGAGCCACUUUAUACCUUGAAGAGUAUCUAUGACAAGUUUAAUAUUCCUUUAUGUAUUGGGUGCCUGUGCUAUAUUAGCAUCCUAGCAGUGGUAGUCUCUUCUAAACCUCAUCAACAGAGACUUGGGUAAACAUUUCUCAGCAAGCAUCUCAAACAACCGAAUUAGGAAAAACUAUUCGCAUGGUCUGUGAUUACUAGAUACCGAGCCAAACAUCAUUUAGCACCUAAAACUUAUGAUUUCAUGUUUAGAUAACCAUUCCUACUGAAUUUAUUAUUAUGUAGUAAUUUACUAGACUGUGUUGUUGUUACUCGUUAGUUUUAGUGGGAGCUUUCCAGUGGCUUGUGUGCUAUCUGUUAAAAGAGAGUGCUGUUAGGCUCAGACAACAGUUGACAAAUGGAAAGGUACUGGUGAUUUUUUAACCCUUCUGCUCUGCAUAGUGUUGACAAGAUGAAAUCUCAAAGUAAAUCAUGCAUGGUCUGAAAAAGAAAGUUAUGUGGAAUGUGUCAACUACAGCCUGCAUGGGAGGCACAGGUUUUUUUUAGGGUGAAGGGAGAAACUGAGGAUGCGCAAACACAAGCCCUCCCACGCUCCGUAAAAGUAACCAAAAAUCUAGCCGGCUCCUGCCAUGCAGGCUAUAUUAUUUUAUUUAAUGACCUGACCUGUUGCACUCAGUUUUUUGUAAACCUGCUGAAUUGCAUUAGAUCGCACAAGGUAUAAAUCUAACAUUUUCCACAGGAAACAGUUGUAGGGUUUGUACAUUACUAGGUAUUCCGAGGGAUGGGUCCCACCUCCACAUGGAGUUGUGGUUGAUAUAAAGUUGGUUUGGACUAGCGUCUGAUUUAUUUAGGAAGUGGCACAAAUCUUUGUCACACUGUCCUGCAAUGCAAAAUUGAAGCUGAAACUAACUGAACCUGAGCUGAACCAGCUCAGCUAUAAGGUUCCUAUUCAUAGUAUUUGUCAACGUGUUGAUAAUCAAUAUUUGCGGUGCUUUUUCAGGACCCUUUUACUGCCAGGAAUGACAGUCAGGUGUUUUACUGUAGAUCAUUAGCACUUGCUUACAUUGAGGUAAGGUAAUCCUUUAACUGAGUGUCCUACCCCUCUCCCUCUGUCUUUUCACCACAAAAUCAGAUUCUUCUGUUAUCGUUGACAAGCUUAUCAAUUGACUCGAAGGUUUUUGGAUUGUGACCUAAGCUUGUUGUGCUCGACCCAUGGGGCUCUUUUUAAUGGUGAUAUUAUAUUAUUCCCAUUAAAAAGACCCGCACAGCCAGAAUCUGCACCUACAUUUUUCAACCACACUUUGAGUAGGAAAAGGUAACUGUUGUAGAAUCAUUUCAAGGGCAUGCAAAAACCCCUCUGUUGUGGUAGAAUUUUGGCCAAGUUUCUACUUUUCACAAAAACGCAUAUCGAUCUUGUAGCAGACUAAGUAUCCAUUCCAUAGCUUUCUCAAUUGUAUAUUUUCAGUGCGCAGUUUUACAGAGAUUCAAAGAAGCAAUUUUCAAUGAAGAUGAGACUCCCCAAGCACUGAAACCAGUUCUUCUUAAGCUAUGUUCCUUGUAUGGUUUGUGGUCGUUGGAGACACAUCUCACCACUCUAUAUCAAGGUCAGUUUAUUACAAGUGGUGACUGCUGACUGAAUAAAACCCAGUCUUGUUGUUUUACGUAUCAGGCCUUCCUCGGAAAGAACCCGGGUAUAGAGGCAAUGCCCCCUCUCUCUCACUUCCCCCUAAAUGGGACUCUGGUGCAUCGUAGGAUUAAUCUCACCCUGAUGGUAUUAGUAUUUCUCAUGAGCAGUAAUAAAUUUGACCUAAUUGUUUGAUGAAACUGUCCUAUUGUCGGGAGAAUUUAGGUUCUGUUCAGUAUGUCCCUUCGACUCUCAGAGUGAAUGAGGGCAGCCUUGUAAGGUAGCUGCAACUUUUGAGGCUGUGGACAAAAUCCUGCGGUUUGAUCAUUCAAAUAAAAGUGAGCUUACGCGACAGGAUGGACGAGGAAAGAAGACGGCAAACCUUGUGUGACAAACGUGAUAAUAAUUUUGUUUGAAAAACAUUUCCGCCGAACGUAAUUCACCCUCCUUUAUAAACAGGUCUUUUUGCAAAAGACCAGAAAACAUUAACUUAAGUGAAGAUCACCACAAAACACAUACGUAAUAGGCCUGUCACGUUUGUCACCCAUAAGCGUUUUGCCGUCCUCUUCGUUCUGCCGUCCUGUUGCGUAAACUCACUAAAACCUCUUUGGUAGUAUUUUUUUAGCAUUUUACAAUAUGAAAUUUGGCAAUUUUGGUCAGUUGUGACUUUUAUGGACUUUGGGAAUAAAAAGGAUAUGCCCCUUACUAAAAAAAAUGUUUGAAGGUCGUACACUAAACUCAAGUCUUUUUCUAUUCGGAUCCUAAGUCACACUGUAACUUACAACACAAACUGAGUUAUAACCGAGGCUAAUGGAGUUUUUUCAUAUGUUAUGGUGGCUUAAAUAGGGUCACCAAGUGCAACCCACGCUAUUAAAACUUGCCACUCCGGUUUACUAAGCAUUUUGGGUUUAAUUGCAAAGCUGUUUGUUUGAAGGUGGAUUCUGUAGGUCAGUAAAUGAUGCCAGGAUUGUAAGAGGAAGUAUCCUGUCACUCUGUUUUGAGGUAGGUAUCUCGAUCAUUCCUAACCUAAUACAACGUCAGGCUGCAACCACCUACGAAAUAUAAUUAGUUGAAUUAGCAAUACUGCGAUGCCAGCAAUCCCAGCGUCGCCAAAUAGGGCUGGGCUACUCACACCAAGAUUUCUGAAGAGGAGUACGUCUAACGUUACUUAAAUUAAAAUUAAAUUAAAUUAAAUUUAUUUUAUUUAAGCUCGAUAGCGUGAGGAGUGGUUGCCCAAUCUCCCGAGCCCGGGGCUCAUGUAUUAACGCUCGAGCAUUCCGGAUCGAAUUGGAAUUUAGAAAUGUUGGUUUUUGCGGAGAGGGGAAAACCGGAGUACCCGGAGAAAAACCUCUCGGAGCAGAGAAGAGAACCAACAACAAACUCAACCCACAUAUGAAGUCGAGUCCGGGAAUCGAACCCGGGCCACAUUGGUGGAAGGCGAGUGCUCUCACCACUGCGCCAUCCCUGCUCCCCCAAGUCAGUCAGUCAGUCUAGUCAGUCUAGUCAGUUUCACUAGAUUUUUUCCGGGCUAGUUUCCCAGGCGCAUUUUUGGGAGAGCAAGCUUUGAACAGUCUUUUUCACUGCAUGGUGGUCAUCGUUGAUUUUAAAACAAAGAAUGAUUAGGGAGACUUAAACUGCGAUCAGGAGAGUGGGGACAAGGCUGAAAGAACGAAGUGGAGGAAGGAGUGAACGACCCGAUCGCGUUCCCACCAGAAAACCCCUGCAGUGAGGACUUUUGGGCUCCACAAAAUAGUUUUUUACUACUUUCUUUUAAUUUUACAACAUCAUUAAAGUUAUAGUAUACAAUUAUCUUUUGGCUUCAGAAGGGGAGGUGAUAGUGGGGAAUAUACCGAGACGCGAAGCGUCAAGGUAUAUUUCUAGCGCUAUGAACCGACCCUGAGGGGGAUAGUUGUUGUAGUAUUUACCAAAUCAGUGGGGUAGAAAUCAAAAAGAAACUUUUUGUAAAUAAAAGACGUCACUUAGAGUUUGUUUGCGUUGCAAUUGACAGUGUUUCAGGGAUAAUUUUUUAUGAUUUUGUGGCAAAAAAUACAGUUAUUAAAUAAAUACUAAUUACAGUUAUUGUUAUAAGGAAGACUUAUAUAUUAUUCGCCUUCUUAGACUAUCGAUUUAUCAAAAUCUGGCGACUGAUAAACCAACGUGUAAAUGUAGCCGUACCCUUGGUUACCAUGUGAUGUGUUUUACCCAUUUGCAAGAGAAGCAGGGGCAGAUCACAGGAUCUUAAUGUUAUCAUGUUCGGUUGUUUUUCUUUUGUUAGUUGAAAGGCGAGGCAGUAGCUCUAGUAGACGCUUUAGCUCCUCCUGAUUUUGUCCUUAAUUCACCGAUCGGUCAUAGUAAUGGAAAGGUAAGCUAACUUCACAGCUGUAGACCGAGUGUAUCCGACUUACUGUGCGAGUCGGGUAAUUUUUUUUGUAAUUUUAACUUUGAACGCACGGUUAGUGAUGUGAUAAGGAUUGAACAUUUCCUGGAGACCUUAAUACCCCAGUUGUCGCUCAUUACGAUCGAGAGCUUGAAUGUUUAGUCAUAAUUUACACUUGACAUUCAUUGUCGCUCACUGAGUACGUCUGCUUUUUGUCUUUGCCGCGGCUUUUGGAGGCCGUUAAGCGUACUCUAUGCAAUGUCAUAUAUCAACUAAAACCGUUCCUGAUUGGAUCCGACAGUUGUAACACUGUUACAACUUUUGUAUAACUACUUGAAAGUAUAACUUUGUUGUAUUAGUAUUGUGCACAACACAGAGGUGUUUUUGCGGCACCAACCGGCAAAAGUGCUAUCAAACAGAAAAUUUAAAAAGAGAGAGAGAACGCAAUCCAACAAAAAUAACGUCGCAAAAACUACAUUUUGCACCUCGUCGAAUAGGCGGAGCUGGUGUUUUUUCGAUCGUUGUCUUUAGGCUAAAUGUAUCACUUGUUGCUUUUCCCAGGCUCACGAGAACUUAUACGAAGCGAUUAUGCAGAACCCCGGGAACCUAGAGCGAGUUUCUUGGUGGAAGGAAUGUCGUCAAAUUCCAGUCAUCCAGGAACGAAGCAAAUUAUAA